GACGUGAACCAUUCCGCGCGUUUCUAUGGUGAUGACGCUAUGCGUCAGGUGAGGGCGGGAAAGGUCAGGCGACCCCAUUUAGAUUAGUGUUGAUAGUACAGGGCGAGUGACGUGUUGGCGAUUGUCCCUGAUGCAACGUGGAAAUCAGGUGAAAAGGUGGAGCAGAGUUAGAAUGGAUCCUUUACAAGACAGUUCAGAAGAUGUAGAUUGGUAUGAAGAUGGUGACAAUGAAAAAUAUCAAAUAUACGUCGGAAAUCUCCCCAACACUCUGCCAGAGGAGCAGCUCAAAAACCUGUUUGAAGAAUACCAGCCGAAAAGAUUUAGAGUGUUCCGAGAAGGAUACAAAUGCUUUGCCUUUGUAUCAUUUGAGGACUCUAUCACAAUGCAUCAUGUUCUGCGGCAGCUGAAUAACUGCUCAUUGGAGGGCCGCUGUUUAGUUGUCAGCAAAUCUCAUAGAACAUCCAGAUCAAGCUGUUCUUCGCUGCAGGAUCUCCAGCUGCCAGACAGCACUGGUGAAAUAAAAGACUAUGACCAAAACUGCACAGAAGAAAAAGAAAUUGCUGACAACACAUUCGAUGAAGAAGAGGGAUAUUAUAAUGGAAGGGACGUUACAGCUUACAGUAAAGCAGGGGAGAUGCCAAAAGACCCUGUAGAAGAAUACAAGGGAACAACAGGAGAAUUCAAUAAAACAGACUUUGCAGCAGCUUCUAAGGACAAUUUCAAACAGACGUAUAAAGAGAAGAGCGAUGGGAAAGUUUCCCCAAGAAACAGCAAUUGCGGCGGGUGGGAAGAUGUGCCAGUCCAGUGCUGUUGUUCUGAUGACCAGAGUUGCUCGGACGUGGAGCAAGAUGUCUCCUGCACAGACUUUAAGAAGAUUAGAUACUGCAUUUUGAAGCUGGAGAAGAAAAAGUUGGAGCUCGAGAUAUUAAAGUUGCGCUUGGAAAUCCAGAAGCUGAAUAAAUGUGGCUUUAGGAACAAAGAAUGAAACACAUCCUUCUUUAUGUGGUUUGGUUUCACUGUUCCCUUGCUUACGUGUAUAUAAUUUUAUUUAUCCGUAAAUGUUUCACAUGCAACCAGUGUGUCUCUGCCACAGUAUUAAUACAAAAAGCUGCUUUUGUUUUAGUUGACCU
Molecule: messenger RNA, 1130 nt
Organism: Xenopus laevis (African clawed frog)
Lineage: Eukaryota; Metazoa; Chordata; Amphibia; Anura; Pipidae
Exons: 8
Coding region: 131-985 (284 amino acids)
Molecular function (GO): mRNA binding; RNA binding; nucleic acid binding
Source: RefSeq, a predicted model, not a curated record